GCUGUUAUCUUGAGAUACUGAAGGUACAAGGCUUGAAAGUGGGUUGCAGCUAUAAACAGCUUUUACUUUUUAGAACAGUAAACUUUUAUCCUCAGUAAAAGAACAAAUUUAGUCUGAGUGCUUGGCCAAGUUUCUCUCUCUUUAUGUAUUUCCUGUUGCUUUGAAGGGUGCAAAGGUUCUUCUGUGUAAUAGUUCUGGGGAACUGAAUUAAAGUGCAGACAUGUCUGUAUUUCUGAAGAAAUAAGGUGAUACAUAAUUGAUGAGGUUUUUUUCUUUUUUCAAUACCUUUUAGGGACUUACUGAAGCAGUGGGAGACUUUUGUUCUCCUAUUUUUUUUUUUUUUUUCAGUUUGUGUUUGUAUGACAGCUUAGGAAGAAAGCUCUUCAAACAGUUGUUCUGUUUGUUUUGGUUUUCCCACUUUUUCUCCGUACUACUGAAACAAAGCUGAAUAAUCAAAGAGAACUAAAUUGGAGGAAUUGAUCCCCAUUUUUGAUGUGAGGACUUCAUCGCUGACAUCUCUAUGCUCAUUUGGCAGCCUCCAAGAAAUAACACAGCUCAGCAGUGGCAAUAACUGCCUUGGGUAUACCCUGACAAUUAUUUGGGAAAAACAAAGAAAAUCCCAACAGACAAACCCCACCAAACCUUUUGAAGACUUUGUGUCCAAUGACGUCAAUGGCCAGUUUGUUCUCCUUUACUAGCCCAGCUGUAAAGCGUCUGUUGGGCUGGAAACAAGGAGAUGAAGAGGAAAAAUGGGCAGAAAAAGCCGUUGAUGCUUUGGUUAAAAAGCUGAAAAAGAAAAAGGGUGCUAUGGAAGAGCUGGAGAAAGCCCUGAGCAGCCCAGGCCAGCCCAGCAAGUGCGUGACCAUCCCGCGCUCCCUGGACGGGCGGCUCCAGGUGUCCCACAGGAAGGGCCUUCCCCACGUCAUUUACUGCCGCGUCUGGCGCUGGCCCGACCUCCAGAGCCACCACGAGCUGAAGCCCUUGGAUAUUUGUGAGUUUCCUUUUGGAUCUAAACAGAAGGAAGUCUGCAUCAAUCCAUACCACUACAAGAGGGUGGAGAGCCCAGUUCUACCUCCAGUGUUAGUGCCUCGCCACAGUGAAUUCAACCCCCAGCACAGCCUCCUCGUUCAGUUCAGGAACCUCAGCCACAACGAGCCCCACAUGCCCCACAACGCCACGUUCCCUGACUCCUUCCAGCAGCCCAACAACACUCCAUUCUCCAUCUCCCCAAACAGCCCCUACCCCCCUUCCCCAGCCAGCAGCACUUACCCCAGCUCCCCAGCCAGCUCGGGACCAUCCAGUCCCUUUCAGCUCCCAGCUGAUACUCCACCUCCUGCCUAUAUGCCCCCUGAUGAUCAAAUGGGGCAGGAUAAUUCCCAGUCUAUGGACACAAGCAAUACAAUGAUCCCUCAAAUCAUGCCAAAUAUAUCUACCAGAGAUGUCCAGCCCGUUGCCUACGAAGAACCCAAACACUGGUGUUCCAUCGUGUAUUAUGAGUUAAAUAAUCGUGUUGGGGAGGCCUUUCAUGCAUCUUCCACGAGUGUCUUGGUAGAUGGGUUUACAGAUCCCUCCAACAACAAAAACAGGUUCUGCUUAGGUCUGCUCUCCAACGUGAACCGCAACUCGACCAUCGAGAACACUCGGCGGCACAUCGGGAAAGGAGUUCACCUCUACUAUGUUGGUGGAGAAGUCUAUGCUGAGUGUUUGAGUGACAGCAGCAUAUUUGUACAGAGCAGGAACUGCAACUACCACCAUGGCUUUCAUCCAACAACUGUGUGCAAGAUUCCCAGUGGAUGCAGUCUGAAAAUAUUUAACAAUCAGGAGUUUGCUCAGCUUUUAGCCCAGUCUGUCAACCAUGGAUUUGAAGCAGUAUAUGAGCUCACCAAAAUGUGCACCAUUCGAAUGAGUUUUGUAAAGGGCUGGGGAGCCGAGUACCACCGACAGGACGUCACGAGCACCCCGUGCUGGAUAGAAAUUCACCUUCACGGGCCCCUCCAGUGGCUGGAUAAAGUACUUACACAAAUGGGCUCUCCCCUUAAUCCCAUCUCAUCUGUCUCAUAGUGCUGACAUUCUAUCUCCAGCCUUAUUUUUAGCGAACUUAUUCUAAUUCUAGAGCGACUUCCAGUGGAUACUGUGAGCUAUAUGGAGAAUGGAUCUUAUGGUUUAAUUGUUUUGGUUUUUUUUUUUAAAUCCCUCUGUGACCAAUUCCAUUGUGUAUAGCUAAUCAGUUUUACAUUUCAAAUUUUUCUUGUGAUGCUUAAGUGACAGUUGAACUCUAAGGGAAAAAAUAGUCUAUUGAGAAAUUCAGAACACUUUUCCCCUCCUUCCCCUAGAACUUAAACAGACAUAUGUCUUAACUGGAAAACCUUUUUGUCCUGUAGGGACAAAGAAUUAUGAAGACUGACUUCAGAGAAUAAAUACAUAUCAUAGUUUGGGAUUUUUUUUUUAAUGUUUAUGAAACUGUUUGAACAUUGUGCAGCUCCAGCUUGCAGGCUGUAUUUUUAGCAUAGUGUUUUAAACAUCUUAAGGUUGACAUCUGUCGUAAGCAAAAUUAGACUUUAUUAUGGCUAAUUUGCCUCAGAUUGAACAAUGUGAUUUUUUUAAGUGUACACAUGAAUAUACUUUUUACAAAUAUCGGAGUGGUGUAAAAACACUUGUAUUUUCUAUUGGAAAAUGCUGUCAUAAACACACUGUAUAUUAAUGCAGAAUAGCAGUUCUUAGCCUUUUCCCACCUUUGGUUUUGUAAUAUCUCUCUUAACCACCAUUUAAAAUAGUAAUUGAUACAAGGUAAACAUCUUGCACAUUUCUGGAGUAGUAAUUCUUGUUUUGCUUUGAUUUACACUCAUGCAGUUUGGAUUUGGUUGCCAAGGCUAUCUCUUUUUAGGUACCCUUCUCUUUUUUAACAUAAACACUACUAUUUGUAAAUGGCAGUGCUUACUACUUUUUGGAAGGAAUAAGUUUUUUUGUUUUCUUUUUGGUGUUCUAGCUGUUUAUUUUACCUGUCUGGAAUUGAUCUGUGUAGACCUUUUUAAUCUCUCAGUAGACAUUACACAGUAUUAGUGAUUACACUGUAUUUAAUUCACUUUCAGGAUGAGGUUGAGUCUCUUUGAAGACUGUGAGUGGCUUAGCAAAUGAGUUACUGAAUGCAGAAGCUUUUACUUCCAGGUGAUUUAAUACAGACCUGUUGGUCAUGACCAAAAGGAAUCCCUCCUUUGUAGCCUGCAUUGAAAGGGUGGUCUCACUCCUGGCCCUCAUGGCAGGGCUUCAGUCAGAAGACUUGUCACUGUAGGUGGCAGCUUUGUGGGACUGAAGGAUUGCAUUAAUAUGGUGAUGAAAUUCCUCACGUGUAAGGAAUCACAGAAUGCUGAGGGGUUGGAAUGGGCCUCCAGGAUCAUCCAGUGCCAACCCCAGGGACACCUCCCUCUAGAACAGGUCGCUCAAGGCCUUACCCAACCUGGCUUUGAACACUGCAGGGGUUGGGGCAGCCACAGCCUCCCUGGGCAACCUGUGCCAGUGCCUCACCACCCUCACAGGAAAAAUUCCUUCCUGACAGUUUGUGCCCAUAACUCCCUGUCCUGGCACUGCAGUUCCUGACAGCGAGUCCCUCUCCGGUUCCCUGGAGGCCCCUUCAGACACUGGGAGGUGCUCCAGGCCCCUCAUCAACACUGUGGCCUCCUCUGCACUUGCUCCAGCAGUUCCAUGUCCUCAAGCUGGGGACACCAGAACUGUUGCCAGUGCUCCAGGUGGGCUGUCACAAGGGCGGAGCAGAGGGGGAGAAUCCCCUGCCUUGGCCCACGAUCCAGGAGCCCGUUGGGUUCUGGGCUGUGAACACUCACUGCUGCCCCAUGGGGACUUUAUCAGCAACCAUCACCACCCCCAAGUCCUUCUCCCAGGGCUACUCCAAAUCCCUUCUCCACCCAACCUGUAGGUGUGUCUGGGAUUGCCCUGACCCAGGUGUAAGACCUUGGUGAACUUCAGGAAGUUUGCACCAGUGCGCUUUGGUGGAGAAUUUAAACACUGUGCUAAACACUAAAGGAAAUCAGUUAAAUAACUUGUGCAUAUUUCCCCCCUUUUUAUAAUAAAAAAGGAGGCUGAAAGAAAUACUCUUAAGAGAAUUAAAAGUGAAUUAUAUACAAAAUCUCUUUGCAUGCAGAAAAAACCUCUUGUAUUUUUUAACUUCUCGCCUUCCUUUUUUCUCUUUCCUGGAUACCUCUUCAGCAAAGGGUUCAGUGUUGGGAGGAGAGGCUGAAAACUCUAAUAUGCAAAUAAUUAUUGGAAGAUGUGUUGCAGUUAAUUGCUGCAACCCUGAGACAUUGAUUGCUUACACAAGUUCUUGUGUCUUCUGUUGAAUGACAAAUCAUGCUUCGUAUGGUACCUGCGUAACAAGUGAUCUUCAAGGAUUCGAAUUGUUUACGUGUCCUUAAAAUGUUUCUCAUGAAAUGCCUUAAAAGAAUAAACUGUAACACUUCUGCAGAACCCUAAUGUUCUCUUGUACAGGAAUUUCUGUAUUACUUGGUGUUUGGGGAGUUGUUUUUUUUUUUUUUUUAGUGUUUUGGGGUUUUUUUAAACAGUUUCUCAAGUGUGUUUAAAAACCAACAAGUGCAUCUUCAGGAGAAGGGGAGGAACAUUAAUUGCUGUUUACCUUUGGGGUCUUCUCUUUCAUUCUUUGGAGCUGCAACCCACAGACAGUUCUUUUGAUUGAAUAAGAUGCCAAGUCAGUUGGCCACAGGAUCCAGCUUCUAUUGUCUUCUCCUCGGGGCCUGACUUUUGUCAAGUAGCUGAAUAUGUAUAUUUGACACUACAGAAUAUUAUUUUUCUUGACUAGCUUUUGUAAUAAACGCCAUGGCACGUUGAAUUAAGGAAAGGUUGCAAUUGUAGGUACAAGAUUUUACUUUAUCCAAGAUGUUUUUCACCUGGCUUCAUCUCUGUUCACUUGUGUGCUUCUCUGUGGCCAACUGAGUGAUUCAAGAAUGGGUGCUGAGGUGGGUGUUUGUGAGCCAGAGCUGGUGCUUGGUGCUGCUGUCGUGGUUAGAUUGGCUGCCCGUGCACUGAACCAUAAUUUCUGCAAUAAUAUCCAGUUAACCCACUUCUGAUGCUGUCAUUAAGUGCUGAAAUGCUCUGGCAUUUUUCCUGCUUGUGUCCAUGUUCUGCAACUGUAAUAUCUGCAAUGCUGGGAUAUCCUUGUGACUGCUGGUCUGGCAGGGCAGGAGCAGGAGCAAACCCAGGAAGAUUUGUUUGCCUUCUACUUCUCUGUUCCUUUUAAGCAGAGCUUUUUGGGUGCUUUCUAGUGAGCAAAUUUUACUGGUUCAUGAUGUUCCUAAUCCAGUUCUAGUUCAUCUGUGCUGCUGAUACAAAAUGAGAUAUCGGAACACAGAUGGAUUGGAUGGAGAGUUUUUUGACCCUAAUCAUGUGUCAAGUACAGGGAGAGCAGGGAGUGCUGCUCCUGGUGCAGCAUCCUGUGUAUAAAUCACUUCUUUAUCCAGAUGGAGAAAUUAAAUCAGCCAGCAGAGUGGUAGUGGAAGAAGGAGCCUUUCCAGUGUAGCCCAGCUUGGAUUGUUACCCUUCAGUAAAAACUGAUUUGGCUUUUUAAGUGUAUUUUCUUCUUUUUGGGCGUCUCCUUUGCACCAACCACAGCGUUGACUGGCAGCUUUGGCAACACCAGCAGAGCCUGGAGCAGGCUGACACCAAUCCUUGCUGGGCUGGCUUCUGCAGUCCCUGGGAUAACAGCCUGGAUGUUGCUCCUUGGGCACCUCAGUGCUGGCAGUCAAUCAGUGCCCUGUGCCUGACACCCAUUUACUGCACUGGGCUGGGAGGGCUGACAUGGACCAAAAGACCAUUUUCCAGUGUGACUGAUGAGAGACAGAUUACCAGAACAGCCCAGCAGGCAAAACAACGAUGAAAAUGCUGUUACAAUUCGGUGUUUUUUCCCCCCACAGUAUUAAAAUGUGAAAGUUGUCGAUUGUUGGGUGUAAGAUUAACUUGGACCCUUGCACUAUAACUCUAGAGGACAUUCAAAUGUGUCAGGCUUCCUCCCUAGUCUGAAAUGAUUAUUUUUUCAGGAUAUUGUUUUACUUGCUCAAAUUGCUAAUGAUGGUUUCUAGAAAAGCAAACAAACAAAAAACCAAAAACCAAAACGUUUUCUGAAUGUUUUGCUUCGAACAGCAAACGUGAGUAACUUUUUUUUUUUCUGUAGUUGUGAAGUUUCUGUUUAGGAAUGUUUUUCCCAUUCUGAAUUCAAAAUCAAUAGACCAAACCAUCAGAUUUACAAUAUGUUGCUUUUUUGUGCUGCUCCAUAAACCUGCUUCUGUGUUCGUUGCAAGCAUAACCUUUAUGCUUUUGUUUACAUUGUAGGAAACACAGUUCUAGCAAUGAGGUUUGUUGUUUUGUUUUGUUCUGGUUUUUUUUUUCCAUUUAACUCUAAACAUCUUUUUAUUUUGUUAAUUUUAAAACGAUUAGGUUUUGCUAUGUUAUGUUUUUAAAGAUAUUUUUUGCAUACUGCUGCUCAUAUUUCAAUAAACGAAACAAAAAACCC
Messenger RNA from Myiozetetes cayanensis, 6532 nucleotides. It is a transcript of the gene SMAD5, whose product is annotated as SMAD family member 5. The record is from RefSeq and is a predicted model, not a curated record. The transcript is spliced from 7 exons. Gene Ontology annotation, biological process: cell differentiation; SMAD protein signal transduction; transforming growth factor beta receptor signaling pathway. Gene Ontology annotation, molecular function: I-SMAD binding; DNA-binding transcription factor activity, RNA polymerase II-specific; RNA polymerase II cis-regulatory region sequence-specific DNA binding. Lineage: Eukaryota; Metazoa; Chordata; Aves; Passeriformes; Tyrannidae. Gene Ontology annotation, cellular component: heteromeric SMAD protein complex. Bases 664 to 2061 code for a protein of 465 amino acids.